AUGAAAGCUAUAUGCAUGAGGUCCUCUGGCGGAAGCGAGGUGCUAGAGCUCGCCGAUGUCGCCAUUCCUGCACUUCAAUCCGAGUUCGAUGUUUUGGUCAGAUUGAAGGCAUGUGCACUGAACCCGGUGGAUACGAAGAUCAGGCGAGGCGCAUUCGCUUCUAAUCCUAUCUUAGGUUUCGAUGCUGCCGGCAUCGUCGAAGAGGCCUCGUUAUCGGCCAAGUUCAGGCCAGGAGAUGAAGUCAUGUUCUCCGGUGCUCUGGGAAGGGCGGGAAGCAACGCUCAAUUCACCGUCGUGGACUCGCGUGUGGUCAGCCUGAAGCCGCGGGAAUGGGAUUGGGCCGAGAGCGCUGCGCUGCCGCUUGCUGCCCUCACGGCAUGGGAGAUGCUCGAGGAGAACUUCAACUUGAAGCCGUUCUCGCGGCCAAAGCGUGAUGAAACGCUCAUCAUUGUGAACGGCGCGGGUGGAGUGGGUUCAAUCGCGACGCAGUUGGCUCGCAAUGUAUUUGGCAUUCAAAACGUGGUUGUGACCGCCUCCAGAGAUGAGAGCGUGGAAUGGUCGAAGAAGAUGGGCGCAACGCAUGUCAUCAAUCACCACAAUUUGCUUGGCCCUCAGCUAAAACGACUUGGUCUCGUGCCUUCGUUGGCCUUUAUCUGCUAUGACACCCCGAAGUAUGUGCAACAGUUGACCGCUGUCAUGCGCCCGCGCGGACGUAUUGGCUCGAUCGUCGAAUGUGAUAAGCCCCUUGGGUUCGAAAGCGUGGAGGCGUUCAGUCGUGCAUUGUCCUUCCACUGGGAAUUUAUGUUCUGCAAGGCCGUGAGCGGGUUCGACGUCGAGUCUCAAGGCAGUAUGCUGGCACAGCUGAAAGAGGCGAUUGAGAGGGGCCUCAUUCACAGCAUUGUUGGUGAAAGAAAGACGCUCAGUGCCCCGUGUUGA
Molecule: messenger RNA, 936 nt
Organism: Punctularia strigosozonata HHB-11173 SS5
Lineage: Eukaryota; Fungi; Basidiomycota; Agaricomycetes; Corticiales; Punctulariaceae
Product: GroES-like protein
Exons: 5
Coding region: 1-936 (311 amino acids)
Molecular function (GO): oxidoreductase activity
Source: RefSeq, a predicted model, not a curated record